AUGAAUGGGACCACGAUUCCUUCUAUAUCUUGUUCUCGUUCAUCAAUGGUAAACAUCUAUGGUCCACAUGCUGUAACUUUUGAAGAAGGACAAGGUCGAAUUAAUCAAUUGGGUGGUGUAUUUAUCAAUGGACGUCCAUUGCCAAGCUCUCUUCGUAUGAGGAUUGUUGAUAUGGCUAUUCAAGGUAUUCGACCUUGUAUGAUUAGUCGACAGUUACGUGUUUCACAUGGAUGUGUAUCGAAGAUUCUAUCACGCUAUGCUGAAACAGGUUCAAUUGAGUCCGGCUCACCUAACACGGAUUCAAAAUUUAAAAUUUUUCCAGCUAAUAUCGAACAGAAACUCAAUGAAUACAAAACGAUGUACUCCAAUAAUCCAAUGCUUAUUGGGGAAAUAUGUGAACGGUUAAUUCGUGAUGGCGUUUGUACACAAGCAUCAUUACCAAGUGUGAAUGUAUUAACACGAAUGCUACGUGGUAAUCAGGAAGACCAGUCGUCUGUCGAAAACAGAAAAAAUAUAAAUAAAAUAAUAAAAACUCGCCGAUAUCGAACUAGCUUUAAUCAAGAUCAAGUUCAAAGAUUAGAACACACUUUUCAAGAAACACAUUAUCCUGAUGUUCAAGUGAGAGAAAAAUUAUCAAGAUGCAUUGGCCUGAGCGAAGCACGUAUUCAAGUAUGGUUUUCAAAUCGUCGAGCUCGUUCACGAAAGAUAGCUUCUGCUCAUCAACAACCGCCCGUGCGAACUAGUACUAGUUCAUUAGAAAUAUCUAGUAGACCUAUCGCGCGAAGUACUACACAUAUUCCGGAAUCGUCGAUGCCAUUGCCUGAUCUUCAUUUCAAUCCGAACUAUUUAUCUAGUAAUAAAAAUCUAUCAAAAGUUACUACUGGCCCAACGUUUCGACCAUUAAAUGAAUUCAAUAAUAUUCUUAUGAAUGCUAAUAAUCCUGUUGACUUAUUUCUUAAUCAACAAUCUUCACUUUAUCCUCAACAUACUAAUGACUAUGAAUACUUUCACCGAUCAACAGCAACAUUUCCAUACUCAUCGUCGAAUAUAUCUGGACCCAUAUUCUCAUCACAAGCUUCAUCGUCAUCAUUUUAUACACCAAAUAUGUUUGAUGCUCGUAAUAUUUAUUUAUAA
Rotaria socialis is the source of this 1134-nucleotide messenger RNA. Lineage: Eukaryota; Metazoa; Rotifera; Eurotatoria; Philodinida; Philodinidae. The record is from the annotation of a GenBank genome assembly.